This is a messenger RNA of Drosophila innubila, 16453 nucleotides long. It is a transcript of the gene hiw, whose product is annotated as E3 ubiquitin-protein ligase highwire. Gene Ontology annotation, cellular component: nucleus. NCBI's taxonomy places the organism in Eukaryota, Metazoa, Arthropoda, Insecta, Diptera, Drosophilidae. The transcript is spliced from 20 exons. The record is from RefSeq and is a predicted model, not a curated record. Bases 28 to 15903 code for a protein of 5291 amino acids.
GGCAAAGCCAAGGCAUUUGGAAAAGCUAUGGUUGGAUUAUUGAAUCCAAUGAAAUAUGGCGAUCAUUUUUAUGAAUUGUACACGAGCAAUACACGCAGAAAGUUGCAAAAUGAGCGUAAGGCGCUCACGAAACGCAAGAGCCGCAAGGAGAAAUCGGCAGCAGCGAUGGCAGCCGCCGCAGCGGUCGCAGUGCUGGAGGGGAAUGCUGGCGGUGCAGCGGGUGGCAUUGUAAAUCCCAUGGAUCCGCCGCUGGUCAAGGAUCAAUUGCUGUUUAUGCCCGCAUUUCCGGUGGCGCACAUUGAACUUGAUCCGAAUGCAUCCAAAUUUGCGGUAUUCUCGGCCAUACGCUCCACAGUGCUGGAGGCGGAGACACGCUUUGCCCUGUUCCACGAGGGCAACGGACAUGGCGCAUUGGCUGCGUCGGCGCUUAAGAAAUGGAGUGGGAAUAUGGGCUCAUCCUGUUGCCUGGUCUGUGCUGGCAGCUGCAUGGUCAGCAAUCUGGUUGAUUGCUCCUGUCACGCACCACUUGCUGUUGUCGGCGCUGCCGGUGGUGGUGGUGGUGGUGUCGGCGGUGGUGCUGCUGGAGCAGCUGGUGCCGCUGGUGGUGUUGCUGCUGGUGGUGGUGCUGCUGGUGGAGCUGCUGCCGGCGCUGCAGCAGCUGCUGAUAAACGUGCAACAAAUAGCGCCAAUAGCGAUGCCGAUUCCGAUACGGAUGAGCCCGAGGAGCGUGAACCCGUGUAUGCCACAGUGCCACUCAUUGUUGGCGCCGGUCUGCGCAGUCUCUUUGAGCUGAUUGCCGACGCCCGUCACAUUCAGCCGCUGCUCUGCACGAAAGCAUUGAAGGCACUGCUCGAUGUUAUACAGGGACAACAGCCGGAAUCGUUUAAACUAGAACCGGAAGAUCUUAUCAAUCCACUGUACGAUCUAUUGCUUGAUCUGGCCACAAUGCCGGCUGCCAUCACUUCCAGCACCGGCGCCGAGGCCAACUGGUCAGCCAUGGCCUGUGCCGCACUCCUCGGACUCUGCAUUGCACGCGGCGACACCGGCAAAAUGCUAAAGGCCAUUGCAGCCAUGUUAAUGUCACCCCGACAACUCUCGGCCCAGAUUGUACAACUGCCGGCGGUGUUGGCGGCACUGCAACACACCGUGGUCAGUGCGGCACUGAAUAAACCAACUCGUCCAGAUUUUUAUAGUCACGGCGUUCCACACAACUCACUGAUUGAUGAGUUCGCUUUGAAGCUACCCAUGUUGACGGCUCCACUGCAUCACACAGCACCAGCCAUGGCCUGCGAUGGGGUCUUUGUUUAUUUGCUUUACGGCGGAGCCCUGUUAAAGAUUGGCACCGGCUUUGGCGGCUCCUACAAGGGUCACAUUUACGCACAGAACGAUGAAUUCAGCAGGGAACGCAGCGCCUGGUUGGGCUACAGUGCUGGACAAUUGUAUUUCCGGCGUAAUUGCAAGCGUAGCGCCGAUCAAUUGCAACUCGUUGGCAUGGACACAUUGGCGGUCAAGUCAAUGAAUCCACUCAAUAUGCUUUCCAUGCGCGAAGGACUCAACUAUGUACUCUUCACGGACGAUGAUUCAUUGCAUGCCAUUUGCAGCAAUCGAGAUGACACACUGGUGGUAAAGAAGCUGAAUCUAUAUCACAACAGUUACAGCAGCGAACCACCGCCAUUUGAGUUGCCGUUGCAAUUGGCACGAAAAAAGUUUCGCACGUUGGGAUAUGCGGCAUUCGAGGAUGAGCUGCUCAAUCAACAUCAGAUUCAAAGGAUUCAAUCGGCGCACAACAGUUUUGAGCCGAAAUUACCGCCACCGUGUCGAGAUGCCGAUGUCCUGGGCAUGGCAUGUGGCAAGGAGUUCGGUUUGGUGCGUGCCAGCAAUGGCCGUGUCUAUUAUUAUGGCAAAUCCGCAGCAUUGGGCCUAAAGUGUGUGGGAAGAACUCCCACAUUGAAGCUGACUGAAUUGAUUGUCUCAAAGGCGGCGCACAUUGUUCAUGUGGCUGUUGGACAUGAUGGCAUUCAUGCGCUGCUCGUUAAUGACGAUGGAACCGUUUAUUUUGCGGGCACUGCACGGCGUGGUGAGGAUGGCGAUAGCUCCAAGAAUCGACGUCAACCGAAGGCGGUUAAACCCAAGAAGAUGAGCAAAAUUGAUGGACACGUUGUGGUGCAUGCUGCUUGCAACAAUGGCACCUCAGCAUUUGUCACAAAAACCGGAAAACUAAUCAUGUACGGCAAGGAUACGGCACACUGUGAUUCCAUGGGAUUUGUCAGUGAACUGUUGGACCAACAUGUGACCAAAGUGGCACUGGGCAAGGCACAUUGUGUUGCACUCAGUGCCAAGGGGCAACUGUUUACCUUCGGCCUUAAUAAUAAGGGCCAAUGCGGACGUGUCUUUAACAAAAUGAUGCCUGUCAAGGAUGUGCCGAGUUCAUCCACCACAUAUGCUUUGCUUGGACAGCAUGCGGACAAGUUUCGUCAUAAAAUUGACUUCUCCACGUUGUGCGACUACGAUGAUCAUAAUAUGGUGCAGGGACAGUGUCGUGUCUGUGUCAUGUGCCGCGAAUGCACCGGCUACAAUGUCAGCUGUGUCUCCUCGUUGAAUGUGCCGCUCGAGCAGCGACUCGCCGGAAGCAUUUGUCCAUGUGGACACGGCGAUGCGGGUUGCGCCAAGUGUGGAUUGUGCUCCGCCUGCGUUGGCCUCCAGGAAAGCGAGCUUGCGGAUGCCAAGGUGGAUCUGAAGCCGCUGCCCGGAGAGUUACAGCGUCAGCAACGCUCCAAGACGCUAAUUAUGCGACGGAAAGAGAAGAAACCCUCGGAGUUGGAUACGGGCGCCGCUGGUGGCGGUUGUGGAACACCCACCGAUCUCGAAAAGGAUCCACCACGUGUGGCACCAUUGGCGCCACAAUUGCUUCAGCUUCCGACGGCCUCACCUAUUGUACAAGUUGCCUGCGGCCUCCAUCACACGGUGCUCCUAACGCUCUCCGGUGAAGUCUUCACAUUUGGUAGCAAUCAGUAUGGACAACUGGGUUCGGGGGAUCUGCAACCGGUUAGCGGUCCCAUUCGUGUCCAGGUGCAGGGUGCCAUUAGUCAGGUGGCUGCCGGCAGCAAUCAUACGGUUCUGUUGACCCACAAAGGUGUCGUCUAUACGUUUGGCAACUAUCAGAAGGGUCAAUUGGGUCGCCUGCCCAGCGAUUAUGGCCAGAAACCGGGUCUCGUUGGCGCUGCACCGCCGCCACAAUCGCAACCACCGCCACCAGCACCACCCUCACAAGAGGAUGAGACAGUCAACUCGGAUGUGGCCUGUAUUUUACCAGGUGGCUCCAAGGAGUCCAUAUUAAUUCCUCCCAACACGGCGGCGCUUAUCGCUCAGCGGCAAAAAUUUCUGUGGAACUGUGCUCCCGGUGCCGUCUUCGGAUUGGGACCCAGCUAUGGCAAAAAGGUCACCUGGAUUGGCGCCAAUGGCGAUCAGACCUUUAUCAAAAUUGACGAGUCGCUGAUCACAGCUCAAAUGCUGCCCAAGAUGCAUGUGGUGGCCAACAAAAAGACAAUACUACUCAUUCCCAGCAUACCACUGUCAUUCCAAACGCUCUCGAUCAAUCGCAGCGACGGCAGUUGCACUCCACAUUAUCGUGGCCAAACGAAUUUCGCCCAAUUGCUGCAAACACAGCAGCCACUUGGCCAACCGGAGAUCAAUCGCAAUGUGGAUGUGGGAACACCAUUGGCCGAACUGCCAAUGGUCAGCAGCAGUUCAGCGGGUGUGCCGAUCAAUGAGCAGAUGUCCCGAAGCAUGCACGAGGCACGUAAUCAUAUCUUUGAGGAGCAACAACAUUUGGAGGCGGCAAUGCCAUCAUCGGGAGCAUCAACGCCAAGACAACGGCGAGGAGUCGUGCGGCCACGUCAAGAUUCCGCUGGUCCAGCAUCGCCGGAGCAGCAGACGCCACAGAUCGCCUUCGCCAUGGAUCCCAGCUACCAUGUCCUCUGGGUUUUUGAUGGCGCCACGCGAAAGCUGCGUUGCCACAAUGUUGUCGCCAGUGAAAUAUCCGAAUUCGAUGUGAAUGCGGGCAACUAUCGGGCGCUGUUAUCGCCAGAGUUGUCACUGCCGUGCAAAGCAGAGGCGCGAGUGUCGCGUUCGCAGGCAUCCCUCAAUUUGCUGGCCUGCCUGGAUAUAUUGACAUCGGCACAGGAUAAUAUACCUGGAUGCUUUGAGCAGGCGCUGCCCAAGCAGCCGCAUCAGACGGCGGAGGCACAGAGUGGCGAGUAUCAGGUGGUGAAUCGAUUUGAUAACUUUGGCGGCGGUUGGGGAUAUUCGGGACAUAGUGUGGAGGCGAUACGUUUCUCCUCGGACACGGAUAUUGUAAUAUGUGGCUUUGGCAUGUUUGGCGGACGUGGCGAAUACAGUUGCAAGCUGAAGCUAUACGAUCUGGGCACCGAUGGUGGUGGAUACGAGAAGGAAGGUGUCCUGCUUAGCGAGACCAAGGAGGUGCCAUAUGAAUGCGCUGCAAGGAGUAAACAUCACAUUCUUUUAACAAAGCCAGUGAGUGCAGCAGCUGGACGCUGGUAUUUGAUUUGGGCCAGAAUUGCCGGACCAUCCUCCGAUUGUGGUUCGUGUGGACAGGCAUCGGUGACCACAGAGGAUCAAGUGGUGUUCACAUUCAAGUCAAGCAAGAAGGCCAACAACGGCACCGAUGUCAACUCUGGCCAAAUACCCGCGAUACUCUAUCGUCUGGUCACCCAGGAUUGCAAACAGCCCCCGCUGCCCCUCGAUGCGGAUCCCGUGCAACGCAUUUCACGCGCCUUCGCCAACAGCGUGAGUCGCGAGUGCUUCGAGAGUCUCGUUGUGCUGCUCAGCUGGUCAUGGGAUUGCUUCAAGACUCAACUACGCGAGCAACGGGAUCGUGCUCGUCCCUUGCAAUUGCAACAGACUCUACAGUAUCUUGGCUAUGUCAACAAAUCAUGUCUCCGCCUGCUACGCAAAUACACCAAUGAGAUUUAUCCACAAAGAACCACGUCGGUAGCUGCUGCUGUUGCGGCCAAUUCAUCGGCUGGCGGUGCUGUCGCCGCUGCCAUUUCCAAGCUCCAACAAAAAUCAAAUCAGAAAGAGAAACCGACGAGUCGUGUGGUCAACAGUGCCGGCAAAUAUCUGGGCGAUGCUACAUCUUUGCCCUCAUCCACGAUGUCUGCCUUAAGCUCUGGCACGUCAGUUGGCCGGAAAACUAAUCUGGAAAACAUACAACUAGCCGAAUGCAUUGGCAAUGUGCGUGCUCUGCUCAUUGCCAUCUUUUGUGACGACAUCUUCAAGGACAUUGCCACAGAUGAGGGUUACGCUUUGGUACUGGAAAUUCUGGAUGAAUGUCAUUUAAGUUUUGUGGCAUGUUUCGAUGCCUUCUAUCCGACAUCAUCAUUGAAAUGGAACUGUCUAUGCGAUCUGUUGGCCCAAAUGGAUCGCGGUGCACUCCAUUCCCGUCUUUUGAGUGCCAUUCUAGCUGGUCUGUGCUCCCCGACGGUCAAGUUGCGUGCCACAUUCUCAUUACUGAAUGCAUCGGGCAAUGAGCGACAAUCGAUCAUCAGUCCAAGUGACAAUUCGGGACUGCCAAUGCUGUCAUCGACGGAGGCGCAUCAAUAUCCGAUAUUGGUGGAGCAAAUGAUUUAUAGGACGCAGCAGGAGAAGAGCGAUUUUUUGAGUAACUCGUGGACAUUCAAGGAUGUGCUGGUGCGUCUACUUGAUAUUAUUGCGAGUCCGAUUCGUUCGCGCAUUGAAUCCAUCUACAGUCGCUGCUUGGGCGGCAGCUAUGCGGGGAAGGAGUGCAUCAAUCAGGGAUUAAUCGACAACUGUUGCCAUCUGUUGGCCCGCGUGCUUGCCGAGAUUGUCUACCAGACGGCACUGGGCGAAUAUGAUAAAUUAUUUUUGCCACCACGAACAUUGCACUCGACAUGCUCGAGAUUUGCUCGCUGCGAUUUGAGUCGCACAUGGAAUACGGGCAAUUUUGGACCAGAUGCAAUUGCCUUUUCGGUGGAUCGACCUGGUAUUGCCAUUGCCGGUGCCAUGAUCUAUUCCGGAUCUGGCAGCUAUGAUUAUCAAUUGGAAUUGCUAUAUGAUAAUACAGUUGAUUUGCAGCCACAACACAAAUGGGAGACACUCGAAUCCAUUUCUGGCACUUACGAUCAGGAGUCUGUGCACAACGAUCUGGCCGAGAUUAAGUUUGAGCAUCCGGUGCACAUCAAGGAGCAUUCACGCUAUGCACUCCGACUAUGUUCACAGGGAGCACGCACCUGUUCGGGAGAUGCGGGAAUGCCCACUGUACGUGGUCCUUGCGGUGUCAGCUUUCAUUUCUAUGCCUGCGAUUUGAGUUUCAAUGGCACGACGCCGGCACGCGGACAAUUGCCGAGCAUACUCUACUACAGCACGCCAGUCAAGCAGCAGUUGCAGCAGCAGCAGCAGCAACAACAACAACAACAACAACACCAGCAGCAGCUGGAGGCUGUUGCAGCCACUUGCCCGCUGGAUGCGGCAGGCACCUCGUCAGCCGCUGCCUCCUCCAACCUGGCGUUGGCCAACGGCAGCAACGAGAUUUCCACACGGGACACGGCAUUGCAAAUCGCCGCGGAUAUAACAAAGAAGUGCACAGAAUUGUUAAUCCUGGCACGCAAUGCGAUGGCUGCAUCAUGUUCACCCACAGACAACUCAUCGUCGAAUCACACACAGACCAUUGAUUCGGAGCACAAUAUAACGCCAAUUGAGGAGCACAUGGACAUCAAUUGGGCGAACAAUUCACGCACAGCUGCGUUACCCGUGGAUCCACAAUUAUCGACGACAGCCAGAGAUUUGGGCAAGCGCAUUGAAUCCUUCUCCAAGGGCAUUAUGGAAACACUCAAGUUCGAUAAACGUUCGACGAAUCCAUUUGAAAUGGAAAUCGAAAUUGGAGCAACCGAAAUUGGUGUUGAGGAGACGGCGGAAUUGAAUUUUUGUAAUGUUCAACUGGCGGCCAAAUUAAAUGGCAACGAGCGUGUGGAGUACGAAUCGGAGCAACCGUUGCAAGUGGCCCAACAGCAGCAGCAGCAGCAGUUGCCGCUGCAACAGUUGACACCGCAGCAACAGUUGCCGCCACAAUUGCCUCAGCAGCAACAACAACAGCAGCAGCAGCAACAGCAACAACAACAAUUGCCGCCACAUCAACAAUUGUUGCACUCGGACUCGGAGGAGGCGCAUGUGGUGGGCGGUGGAGCUGCAGCAUUGCAACUGCUGGAGGUCUUCAAUUUGGCCGCCUCGAAUAUGUUCCACACGCUGUUGCCGCUUGUCUAUGCGCACAUUGCCAACUUGGCCUGCAGUGAUCCCAAGAGUUCGGUGCAAAUACUUGGCUUAAUCAAAGAGAUCUUGCCACACAUUGCGGCACUCAAUCAGUUGCAUGUGUCCAAGGAACAACGAAGCUCGGAACAACUGCGUCCCGAUCCCAUCAACAUGCCAUCGCCAGCGAGUAGCACCACCAGCAACCACUAUUGUGUGGUUGAAAGCGAACAUCCAUAUCGCAGUGCAAGCAUCAGUUGCUAUCGCGUCGAAUUUCCACCCUGUGUCCAAUGGUUAACCAUUGAAUUUGAUGCACAAUGCGGCACCGCACAGCUCGAGGAUUAUUUGCUACUAUCGAUACCGAUUCGAGCUGCCGCAGCACCCCAACCGUGUCAAUCAGCCACCACGUCAUCGGACGAUUAUUAUGAUAUACUCGAUAAUAAUGUGAGUGGCAAACGUGGAGGAAAUCCGGCCUGUCACAAUGCUCAGCUGCAGAUGACGAGCUGUUGUCGCAGUCCAGGGACUGGCACUGGAACAGGAACAGGCACAGGCACAUCAAAUGGUUCCAUCUUGCGUUCACAGGAUGUACUGGAUCAUGAUUGGAUUGUGGUUAAGAAAUUUAAUACCGCCUCCAAUUGGCUUCAGAAUGUGCUCAUUCUGCCGGGCAACUGCGUUGAGUUCUCCUUGGAAACUGCAUCCUUAUAUGCUCAGGAUCCUCACAAUAAUCGAUAUGGCUUCAAGUGUCUUGUGGUUGGCUACGAUAAUCCCACAGCGAUCAAUGCCAGCAACUCGUGUCUCAUACGUCUGGAACAGGAGCUGUCCUAUCUGGGCGGCAUGUGCAGCGCUAAUCUUAUGAAAAAAGAUCUCAAUUUGCCAGAUGAUAAAGACAUGGAUGAUUUGAGUGGCAUCGAGGAGACAAUUAGUGCUCAUCAUACUCUGCUCUCUAAGGGAUUUGCUUUAUCCGAACCACAGCUGACAGUGCAUCAGGCACUUGAAUCAUAUUUGCCCAUUGGUUCGCAGUCGAAUGAACGGCAAUUCCUGAAGGAUUUCAUUAGCGGCGCUCCAGGAUCAUCGGGUGCUCGCUUGGCCGCCUGGUUGCAGCCGGAAUCGCGCCUCGAUCCCAAUAAAUGCGAGCUCAACACAAUUACGGAACCGUUGCGUUACGGUUGGCCCACGCAGGUGACUGUGACCAUACGGGAUCAGUAUGGGGAUGCGGUGCUGGUGCCGGAGCUAAAGGUGGAGAUAAAGGCCAUACCAACUGGACCGGAUCGUAGCGGCGCUUUGGGUGGUAAUCUAAAGAUGCGACGCACCUCCUAUGCGGAGGACAGUCAGCAUGGUGGAAUUUUAGGGCUGGCUGGACAAUUGGGAGGGAUGACACCGCCGCCACGUCUGAACUAUGAGGCAACCACCAAGGAGAAGAUGUGCUUCAAGGCGAUUACGUUUAUGAAACCCUACACAAAUUACUCAUUUGAGGAGCUGCGCUUUAGCAGUCCCGUUCAGACCAGGACAACGGAGGCGCUGUGCGCCCGGGACAUGGAGGAUGGCACCUUCAGUGUGCACUGGACGCCCAAUUCGGUGGGAGGCUAUUGUCUGGCCGUAACCAUCGAUGGCAUACCCCUGGAGGAGGUCUAUCGCGUCGAGGUCAAGGAGGGUGUCCUUCCACCUCCCGCACAGCGCUCGAAUGCCGCUCGACGACCGCAGGCGCCGAGCAAGCUGCGCCGCUUUCAGGCUCGUCACAGUACGGGACUUCGGAUACGUUCGCAUCCCACGCUGCAGUCGGAGCAGGUGGGCGUGGUACGGCUGGGUGGGAUCAUAUCGUUUAUUGAUGAGAUCGAGAAUGAUGAUGGCAUUUGGUUGCGACUCUCGACGGAGUCCAUACGGCAGCACUGCACGAUGGGCUGGUAUCCCACAGAGGCGUGGUGUCUGCAGUUCAAUCAGCACCUAGCUAGGACACUACUCCAACCCGUUACAGAUAAUCCGACUGCGGUGGCUGGCCAAGCACGCGGAAAGCCAGGAACAGCCGGAGCCGAGGGAGGAGCGGAAGGAGGAGCUGCAACUGGAGUGGAUCUGUCCGAGCUACCGGCCUCCAGUCCAUGUGGCAGCAAUGCCGAGAGUCCUACAAGUCCCUCUAGUCCCAGCAAGGACAACGAUCGCAAGAUCUUUGAGCUACCCAGCGUUGCCAGCACCACCAACAACAGCAGCAGUUCCGUCACAACAUCAACAAAUCCAUUCCUGCUGCCAGCCAAGACCACGGAGGAUCAGCUGACGGAUGUGGAGCAGGCAACGGCGACAGCAGCGGCGCCCACAGAGCUGCUUCCUGGAAAUCUGGGAUCAGCGAUUGCGGGAGUUGUGGGUGGCGGUGCCAUCAAAUUGCAAGCACUUCAAAAGUGGUUCAAGGGGGAUCAGGCCAUGGAUCAGUCCCAGGUGCAGUCCCAGCCUGCAACGGCAACGGCAACGGCUGCCGUCUCAGUGCGCGACAUGGUGCGUGCCAUGGGCGGACAGGAGCAGUCACAGUCACAGUCGCAGUGCCAAACCCCAUCCCUGUCACGUGGCAAUGGCAAUACUCGCGUGGAUCAGGAAACGGGCAAUGCGGAGACGGACUUUGACAUUGCCAGUGUGCGACGGAUGAACUACACGCCAAGUCAAACGGCAGCAUUGCUCUCAACGCCAAAGCACACGCCACGACGUGGUGCUGCCGUCCAGGAGCCAGGUCCUGCCCAGCUGGCACAGCUCGAGGAUGACCACAGUGUGUUACAGAUAACGACAACCACGACAACCUCCACAACGGGUGCGGGCACAGAGACGCAAAGUGAACUGCAAUUGGGCGAUAGUCCAACGGCAGCAACCAGUUCCACCUCCGCCAAUGCAUCCGGCACAGCGUCGGCCUCGGGUUGCUCCAAGCGUAGCACCAUCAUGGGUCCCAUCAAGCGGGCGAUGCCGCCUUCGUUUGCGGAGAGUAUACGCGCCGUAUUUGCGGCUCUGUUGUGGCACGAGGGUGUUGUUCAUGAUGCCAUGGCCUGUGCGAGUUUCCUCAAGUUUCAUCCUGGCCUGCCCAAAGAGGGUGCCACGGUGGUGACACGACGUGGUGACUCGGGUGAUCCACGGCUGCAACUCUCCCGGGAGCAGAAGGCCCAGCAACGUCACUCUGUGGAGGUGGCAAAUGCGGGACAUUAUCUAAACAUACGUCCGUCCACGUUGGAAACUCUGGCCAAGAGCGGCAAUUGUUCGCUACACAAUCGCAGCAAGCAUCGCAAGAAUGCUGCUGCCAAUGCUGGCGAGGAUCAGUCCCAAGAUCCAUCACAGUCACCGUCACAGUCCUCGCAACAGCAGAAACUCCAGGCCUUGCCGGAACUGGUAAGCGUCCUUCCGCCGGCUCUGCGUUGUCUUGUCUAUCUCUGGGAACAGAUCUGUGCCGGCUGCGUUCACAUUGUCCAGUCGAAUGCGUUGGAGCAACGUGAACAGCGUCUCCUUUCGCCAGGGGCACGUGAGGCCAACGGCGAGCUCGACUCCAAGGAGUGCAAGGGUAAUGGGAGCGACCUCGGCGCCGACAAGGAUCCCAGCAAGAAGGGGAAGCGAAAGAAAAAGGACGACGGCAGCUGGUGUGAAAUUUGUGAACUCUUCCUUCCCAUGCCAGUCACAUAUCACAUGCGCAUCGCCCAUCCCGGCUGUGGCAAAUCCGCCAAGGGCAAGGGCUACAAUUCCGUGGGCAUCUUCUGCGAGGGCUGGGCUGGCAACUGCGGCGAGGGUGGAAAAGGCGCCUCCUCAUGGUUCCUCAUGUGCGAUGUCUGUCGGGACAAGUAUCUGGCCAGUAGUCGCAGUGCCAACAAUAUCAACAUCACCGCUCCACAUAUAUCCAAUGCAGCUACUGAAAUGAACCUGUUCGGCGUGAAGACAACCACAUUGAUAGCCAACUCGGAGGUGUACACCACAAUGCGAGAGAAUGCCACAUUCCUUUUGGAGUUGUGCUCCUCGAGCAGUACAUGUGGCAACCUGCAGACGGCCGGGAACAGUGCCAGCCAAAAGAGAUCGCCACAACAGCAACUAUCGAUGCCGAUGCCUGUGGUCAUUGAGCAUCAACAUCUUGGUAUGCCAGAUCUGAAUCUCAGCAAUAAGCCGAGCACAAGUCGAGCUGACUCCGCCCGUAGCAGUCGCAUUGGGGCACGACUCAGUGGCAAGUUUACGCCAUUUCGCAAGAGCUUUGUGGGCGUGCCGCCGGCAUCACCCGAAAACGUUUGGCUGGCACCCGACAGCUUCGCCUGCCUGGAAUGCCUUGGUACCGCCGCCCACGAGGAUCUACCCUACGAGAUGUUUGGCCUGGCCAAUGCGACCAAUGAGAACGGCUUCGAUCGGCCUCUCUCGGAGAUCUCGUACGAGUCUUGCGAGCCGAACAACUAUGAAUUGAUGUCCGGAUCGUUGGCGAAUCCACCAGCUGGGGGUGGUGCUGUCGGUGGCGGAGGCGGGACAUUAUCAAAGUUUCAUCGCAGCUACUCGAUGGGACAAGGUUGGGCGGCGGUGGCACAACAGCAGCAGCAGCAACAGCAGCAGCAACAGCAGCAACAUCAGCUGCAGCAGCAGCAGCAGCAACCGACGAUAUCGACAGCGAUGCCAUUGGAUGCACAACCCAAGGUUGUCUAUCGUCGUCGAAACAAUUCGUCAAGCGAAGGCGAUGGAUCGCUAUUGAUUUGUUAUCCCUCAGAGCAUCUGCGUCGCCUAGUGCCACAGAAGCUAUUGGCCAGCGUUGCCGUGCUGCAUGCCGCCAAUGCGAAUGAUGGACAGUCGAUGGCAGACAGGACACUCGAUGCCAAAGAGCAACAACAACUGCCUCCGGUGAGUCCACUUCCUCUGCCGGAGCAGAGUAGUGCUUUGUUGGCCCGUCCGGCGAUGGCGUUCAUGACACAAAAGCACGAACUGGACAGAUUACGUGGUGCAAUGCGCCGGAGUCUGCGGAUUGCCGCUUGUCGGAUCUACGCACUGCAGGCUCUCAACUGGCUACUCCGCAGUGUCACCCAAGGCGUUUGUCUGCAUGAUCUCAUGUGGUGGUUCGUCAGCUCCCUUGCGGUGGGCAGUGCUGAUCUUGUCGAUGGCAAAUAUGAGGAGGCUGAACCGGCACUAGAGCAUCCGGUGGCGUACACUCAAAUCAGUGGACGUUUUGCGCAUCUGAUAACCCAUUCUCUGCAUGUGCUCCUACAAUCUGUGGCCGAUCUAACGCUCCAUUUGCCAUUGGGCUCGCCAUUGCAGCGUGUGGCCAUCCAAUGCUUUGGCAUUCGCUUCCGCCAAGCGGAUCAUCAGUUUCUCCACAGCUCGCAUGUCUUUGGCAAUAUCUCAAAGAUACUAUCCAAGUCGGAUGAACAGAAUGACGCUGCCAUGGCCGUUUCCACAUUGUUGGCAGCUACCAGCAAUGAGAUUCAUUGCGAUGCGGAGCAUAACAUAGCCACAGCUAGCAAUCAAUUGGCAACGGGCAGUGUUCCCGGUGCAAAGGUCAUUUGCUAUACCGAUCUUUCCGGCAUGUUCGAGGUGACCGUCUCCUCGCGCCCGGCUAUGGCCGAAUCCCUAACGGACAACUCGACCGAAACAUUUUGGGAGAGCGACGAGGAGGAUCGCAACAAAUGCAAAAUCAUUGAGCUCUCCAUGAGCAAACUGAGCUUCGCCUGCAAAUUCGUUCUCGUUCACAUCGACAACAGUCGCGACAUUCAGAACAAGGUGCUGAAUGUGGUGUUCUAUGCCGGUCAAUCGCUGGGCGAUACGAACCUCAUCAAGUCGGUGGAUGUGGACCAAAAAGCGUGCGUUUGGAUCACGGCUAAGAUCAGCGACGACAGCGCUACGCAUUUUCGGCUCGAACUACACGGACCGGAGAAUACGUUGCGUGUGCGUCAAAUCAAGCUGCUCGGUUUACCGAACGGUGUUCAACCGGCUGGUGCUGCUGGCGGUGCUAACGAGGAACCGCUGGCGGUUGAGCAUCGCUCCAAUUUGCGCAUGUCACACGCAGCAAGGAUUCAACAACAGAUCUGCGAGGCGGAGACACUGAGAGUGUUUCGUCUUAUUACCGGACAGGUAUUUGGCAAGCUCAUCAGUAAUGUGAGUGAGGCUGUGACGGCAACAGGUGCCGCCGGCUCCACAUUGGAUGCAGGCAACUCGAUGCUAGCUGAUUCUCUGGAUCUGCGGGAGCAUAUGGUGGGCAUAUUGUUUUCUCGCAGCAAACUGUCGCAUCUGCAGAAACAGGUAAUCGUCCAUAUUGUGCAUGCUAUCAAGAAGGAGGCACAGCGCGCCAAAGAGGAUUGGGAGCUGGCCAAUCUAGCCCAUGUCCUUAAACAGCAACCGCCUCAGGCGGCAAUUCAAGCGACAAGAUCAACUGCACCAACUGGGGCAACAGGAGCAACCAGUGAGAGCAGCUCGGAACGAAGUCGUGCUCCGGAUACCUAUUGCUUUGAGAUGCUUAGCAUGGUGCUGGCCUUGUCCGGCAGUGUUGUGGGCCGUUCCUAUCUAUCGCAGCAGCAUGGAUUGCUCAGGGAUCUGUUAGGACUACUCCACACGGGCAGCGAUCGUGUGCAGCGUCAGGUGACGGCGUUGUUGCGUCGCAUCCUCCCAGAAAUAACGCCAGAGAGCUUUGCCGAGCUGCUGGGUGUGCAGCGUCUGCCGCCGGCGGACUAUAGCAUCGCCCAUCAGAGUGCCAGCGAUUUUGAUAUGAGUCGUCUGGGCUUACUUGACAUUUUCCUGGCCGUCAUUGCAAAAUCCUUGCAGCUGCAGGUCAAGGUGAAGACAACGACGGCCAAUGCAACCACAUGCGGUGGUGGUGGUGGUGGCGGUGUCGGUGUACCUUCCGCAACCUCGUCCACAUCUACGUCGGUAGCUACCAAGCCCGGGCAGCUGGAGAAGACGCCGGCCUUUGUGCGCCUCUGCAGCUCCUUGGAUCUCUCCGUGCAGUUGUUGCGCGCACGUCCAACGACAGCGGAACAGGUGUCCAUGGGAGCUCCAUCGUCGAUGACAGUACCAGGUUCGAGCGAUCCUUUUCGCUUUGAUGCCGCGCCCGUGAUGAAGAAGGAGUCCAAGCGAAAUUUGAAUCAACGCUGGUUCCUCAACGGCAUCAUCUCCACCAAGCAGGCGGAGAGCAUCAUAGGACUUAUACGUGAUCUCGCCAGCGGUAAGCUGAGCGAGAAAUGGUCACAGAUCACGAAGGCAGCCAUUGCCGAGUCAGUGUUAAAUCUGACACGACUGGAGGAGAUCUAUCGUACGCCGGAGCAUUGCACAAAAACGGCAACCCUCUGGCUGGCGCUGGCCAGUCUCUGUGUCCUGGAGCGUGAUCACGUCGAGAAACUGUCCUCGGGUCAGUGGUCCAAGCUCUGCGACACGCGUCCCAUGUGCAGCAAUCACGAUGAUGGCGAAACGGCGGCCAUCAUACAGUGUGAGACCUGUGGAUCCCUUUGCGGUGACUGCGAUCGGUUUCUGCACCUGAAUAGAAAGACGCGCACACACAAGCGCACGGUUUGCAAGGAGGAGGAGGAGGCCAUACGCGUGGAGCUGCAUGAAUCCUGUGGACGCACAAAACUCUUUUGGCUCUUGGCUUUAGCCGACUCAAAGACGUUAAAGGCCAUGGUUGAAUUUCGAGAUGGCAGCCAUACAAUCAUCUCGGGUCCACAGGAGGCAGUGGGUCGCUGUCGUUUCUGCGGACUCACUGGCAACUCUGGCCUGCUGGAAAUUGGCAACGUUUGUGCCGAUGCCCAGUGUCAGGAGUAUGCCUCCAAUUCCUGCCUAAAAACUAAACCCUGUGGACAUGCCUGCGGCGGAGUGGCCGGCGAACGUAAAUGUCUGCCCUGUCUGCAGCACGUCUGUCAUGUGCGGGAGAACGAGCUGGCCGAGGAGCUGCGUGAUCCGAAGCUAACCCAAGAUGCUGAUGACAUGUGCAUGAUCUGCUUUGUGGAAGCGCUCUCCUGUGCGCCCUCAAUACAUCUGGAGUGCGGUCAUGUGUUUCAUUUCCAUUGCUGCAAAGCGGUGCUGGAGAAACGUUGGAGCGGACCGCGAAUUACCUUCGGCUUCUCACUGUGUCCCAUCUGCAAGGCGGACAUACAGCAUCCAUUGCUGGCCGACAUCCUGGAGCCCAUUAAUGGACUCAAGCAGGAUGUGAAACGCAAGGCGAUCAUGCGCAUCAAAUAUGAGGGCGUCGUCAAGGAUACGGAUAGCAAGGAUGUCACCCAACUGGCCAUGGAUCGUUAUGCAUAUUACGUGUGCUUCAAAUGCCAGAAGGCCUAUUACGGCGGCGAGGCACGCUGCGAUGCGGAAAUUGGUGAAAAGUUCGAUCCCGAGGAGCUCGUUUGUGGCGGCUGCUCGGAUGUGGCACGAGCUCAAAUGUGCCCCAAACAUGGUACCGAUUUCUUAGAGUACAAAUGUCGCUACUGUUGCUCCGUUGCGGUAUUCUUCUGUUUUGGGACGACGCACUUUUGUGAUACGUGCCACGAUGACUUUCAACGUUUGACAAACAUACCGAAGAACAAGUUGCCCCAAUGCCCCGCCGGGCCAAAGGCCAAACAGUUGCUGGGCGAUGAAUGCCCGCUGCAUGUGAUGCAUCCACCCACCGGUGAGGAGUUCGCCUUGGGCUGUGGCGUCUGUCGCAAUGCCCAAACGUUCUAGCAACUCCGUCUCCAAUUGCAUCUGCCACUUCAGUUGCCAUCGGAGCCAAUAGAGGAGCUGCAGCCCCAAGAGGAUGAUGUACAGCCCAAUUUAUAUGAUGUAGAGGCGCAGCGCAGCGUCGGUGACGGUGCCGAGGGGCAACGCAACGACAACUAGAAACAUUUCCCCCAAGCUCCCAAAAAUCCCCAUAUAUCCCCAUAAAUGACCCAUAUAUAAAUUAAAAGAAAUAGGCAUAAAGAAUACAUAUAUAUGCAUACAAUAUGUAAAUUAAUGUCCUUUGUUGUUUUUUUUUUUUUUACUUGUCAUUCAAAAGUUGCAAUUUUUAGCUAUAUGUGUAUUUAAUAUUCUAUUUGUUUAUUGAAUUAUUUACUUAAUUCUAAUUGUAAUGGUAAUUCUAAUUGUAAUUGUAAUCAAUUACCUGCAUUUUUUUGCGAGAGAACAAAACUCAAUUGUACACACAUGCAUUGUCAGCACACACACACACACACACACUCUCACAUACACAAUUUAUUCUUAAGUAGGUUUGAUAAAAGGAUUUGGAAAUGGAAGC